AUUAACUAUGGGUUCUAGAAUACCACCAAAGAUUCCUGUCAUAGAUUUUUCCCAAGAAAAUCUGAAGCCUGGAACGAGUUCUUGGGUCUCCACAUGCAAGAAUGUCCUGCGUGCACUAGAGGAAUAUGGUUGUUUCAUAGCAGUUUAUGAAAAAAUUCCUCUUGAGCUACAAAGUUCUUUCUAUAAUAAAUUAAUAACAUUAUUUGAUCUUCCUAUUGAUACUAAAAGAAAAAAUGUCUCAGCCAUACCUUAUUAUGGCUAUGUUGGAAAUCAACCCUUUGUCCCACCUCUCUAUGAAGGCAUGGGCAUUAAUAAUGCAGCAACAAUGGAAGGAACUCUAGACUUCACAAACACCAUGUGGCCUAAUGGAGAUGAUGAUUUCUGUAAAACAGUAUUCUCAUACUCGAAGUGGGUGGCAGAAUUAGAGCAAAUGGUGACGAGAAUGGUGUUUGAGGGGUAUGGAGUGCAGUACUCAUACGACACCCAGCAAGAACGGACAAACUACCUAUUUCGGAUGAUGAAAUAUAGAGCACCUACAGAGAGUGAAUCUGAUUUGGGUUGUGAUGUUCAUACAGACAAGGGUUUUAUAACUGUGUUGCAUCAAAAUGAAGUUAGUGGCUUGGAGGUGCAGACAAAGGACGGUCAAUGGGUUUGCUUUGAGCCCUCAUCACCUUCGUCUUUCAUUGUCAUGGCCGCAGAUGCACUCUUGGCAUGGAGCAAUGGCAGAAUACAUGCUGCAUUCCAUCGAGUGGUCAUGAGAGGAAGCAAAGCAAGAUACUCGGUUGGGCUAUUUUCUUAUCUGAAAGGAAUAACUGAAGUUCCAGAGGAACUGAUUGAUGAAGAGCAUCCUCUACAGUUUAAGCCGUUUGAUAAUUUUGGAUUAUUGCAUUACUUCUAUACUGAAGAAGGGAGGGAAAAGGAGUCUACUGUGAAGGCUUAUUGUGGACUUGAGGAAAUAAUUACAGCUAAAUAACAUGAUCAAUCACUGUUCAUGAUGUAUAAGAACCAUUGUCAUAACUAAACCUAAAGCUUCUGAUUGGUUUAUCCUUUCUAAAGUUUUUAAAUUGGUCCAGUAUUCUAAAAAUAAAAAUACUGUUCUGGCCUUUAUUCAUUUUAUUAGAGUUAAACGAUUUGCUAUUAAA
Molecule: messenger RNA, 1142 nt
Organism: Ricinus communis (castor bean)
Lineage: Eukaryota; Viridiplantae; Streptophyta; Magnoliopsida; Malpighiales; Euphorbiaceae
Product: probable 2-oxoglutarate-dependent dioxygenase AOP1
Exons: 3
Coding region: 8-973 (321 amino acids)
Molecular function (GO): dioxygenase activity
Source: RefSeq, a predicted model, not a curated record